Tetrahymena thermophila SB210 is the source of this 1731-nucleotide messenger RNA. Its product is annotated as kinase domain protein. Gene Ontology annotation, molecular function: ATP binding; protein kinase activity. Gene Ontology annotation, biological process: protein phosphorylation. NCBI's taxonomy places the organism in Eukaryota, Ciliophora, Oligohymenophorea, Hymenostomatida, Tetrahymenidae. The transcript has 3 exons. The record is from RefSeq and is a predicted model, not a curated record.
AUGCAACAUAGGAUAUCAACUAAUAACAUAUUUUCAUCUGGAUCUAGCAAUGAAACUGUAGAAUAAUCCUAGAAUAGGGUAAUUAAAAAAUCUGAUGAUUUUAUUUAUUAGAUUUUUUAAGAUUAAUAAAUAGAAUAUAUUGAGAGAUAAAUAAUUAAGAAUAAUAUUUUUAAUGUUUUUAAUAUCUGCUACAUCUCUUAAGGAAGUGAAGGAAAAGUUUAUAAGGCUAAAAUGAUAGAUAGGAGUUACAAAUAAUUUAAAUGUGCUAUAAAAAUAAUAUAAAUAGCAAAAUAGCAAGAAAUAUUUUAAAAAGAAAUUGACAUAAGAAAUGACAUAAAUUUGAUUGAAGAGGAAUAUAAUAGGCUUUAACCCAACCAAAGAAAUGAAAAAAUAAAUCCGUAUGGGAUUGUUAAAUACUAUUAUGAUUUCAAAACAAAAGAAGGAUAUUAAGGAGUUGUGAUGGAAUAUUGCAAUGAAACAUUAGAAUCUUUAAUGAAAAAUGAAAAUAUAUAAAACCACGAGCUCAUCAAAGAAACUUUUAUCAAUAAAACUAAUUCGUAUAGAGACUUAUGCUUUAUGCAACUUAUUCUCCAAACUUUGAAGGCAUUAAAUUUUUUGCACUACGAGGAUUAUAUAGGAGGCAUAAAAAAAGUGUCUUACAUCCAUAGAGAUAUAAAGCCUAUGAAUAUUAUGAUUCAAAUUGAUACUGUAAAUGAAUUCUCUGUCAAAAUAAUAGAUUUAGGAGGAAUAAGUAAGUAAUCUAAACAUGAUUAAGAUGAUUUUGAUGGCACAAUUGCAUUUUACCCACCUGAAUAUAUACAAUAAUAAGUAACCACUUUUGACAAAUCUUCUGAUGUUUGGGCUAUAGGUAUCUGUAUAUACAGGCUUUUUGCAAUUUAAGAAAAAGAUUAGGUCAAAAUCACAAGGAAAAAUUUAUAUGAGGAUAUGUUAAAAAGGAUCAGUUAAAUUUGGAAUCGUUUAGAUGCAAUCACUUUAAGAUAAUAAGAAGGAAACGAAAGAGAUUAAAUAGUGUAUGAGUAUGGAAGCGAAAUUUUAAAAAUACUUCUUACUCAAGACUACCAAUAAAGAAAUUAAAAGAAUUAUUUAGAAAAAGUAAUCGAAAAAGCUGCUUAAUGCGUUUAAUAUCUUUAAAAAAAAUCAAAAAAUUAAAUUAAUGAAAAACCACAAAGUAAACCAUAAAUGCAAUCUUUUCUUUUAAAAUAAAUGUGCUAAAAUCCUAAUUUUAUAACUGAUUCAUUAAGUUUUUUAGAAGAUUUAAAUUUUUACUUUUAAAAUAAAAAAGAUCAACUGAAUGAUUACAAAUUAUUUUUUUAAGUAUUUGCUGGAUUUUUAUAUUAAAAUUUUUAAUCUUAUGAAGCAUAAAUUUAAUAACUAAAUUAUGAUAAACUUUGUAUUUAUAACGAUUAAUACUUUAAAUAAAAUUCUAAAACUCUUACCUUAAAUUUACUCAAAAAAAUGCUCCUUAAUAUAUCAGAAUUAGAUAGUGCUUUAAAUGUGCAAGACAGAAAUAUAAGGAGUUUGAUAUGGUGCACUUACUAUUUAUUUAUUCUAUAUAAGCUUGAAUAUUAUAAAUAUUAUAAUCUUUUUCAUGAAUGUGUUUAUAAAAUUACAUCCUACAAUGAGAUUAAGCAAAUGAGUUUAUUGGAAUUAUAGGAAUAAAUAAAAAAAUUACUAUCUGAAAGUGUACCAUAAUAAAGGUUUCUAUCAUGA